CUACUUAUACAAAGCAAACUUUCAUUUCGGUUUAGAAGCUGCGCAGGACCCAGAAUCCGUUUCUCAAACUCUGAAAAGAUUUUUCUCAGCCAUGAAAGCCCUUCUACUUGUUGCAUUGGUGCUCCUGAUUCACUGCACUAAUGCGACCUUGAUCAUCAAAGGCCCAACUGAGCCUGUUCUGGAGGGCGAGGUGGUCACUCUGGAAUGCUUGUACUCAGACUCUGACCUGAAUGUCACCAAGGUCCACUUUGAGUACCUUUCUUCGUACCAGAAUGUGUGGCGUAAAGUUUGGGGGUCCAGUCUGAGUCGUGGGUAUUGUUACGGAUGGGACUAUUUUAACAGCGAGGAGGAGGAGAGCAGCGGACGUCUGCUUAUUUCCUUCCCAACAAGGUUCUCUGGAGUGCCCUUCCGCUGUGUGUCAGACAACGAAAACGUCACCGCUCCCGACAACUCGUCCGAGCCGCUGACCUUCAAAGUCCAGUAUAUGAGAGAGCUGUCGGUGUCCAUGGAAGGCUACACCAGCUACCUGGGCGUCCCGCAGGACCUGAAGGUGCGACUCGGGGAUGACGUGGAGCUCAAGUGCUCGGCGAGCUCGUCCGAGGAGCCGAGCUACUACUGGCAGAAAGAGGGUAAUGACUGGAUUCUGCCUUCCUCCACGCUCACACUGAAGAAGGUGAGCGCGGUGGAUGAGGGAAAGUACACCUGCAUGGCGGAGCAUCCUUCAGUGAAGUCCUUCACCAAGACACGCACCAUCAGCAUCACCCUCCUGCCCGAGGAUGCUGCAUGGUACGAGACUACUAAUGGGCGACUCUGGUUGAUGACCUCCGCGGCCGCAGUGUCCCUGCUCGUGUUCAUCCUGUCUGUGACCGUGUUCCUGUGCCGCAGGGCCAAGCGGAUCAGGACCAGCAAGGGGCCCAUCGAUGACCGCUCUCAGAAGAAGCCCAUCUACAAAUCGAGUGUGGAGUCCCUUCCCUCCACCUGCGCAGACAAACAGCCGCUGGUGUGAACGUGCAGGCGGGGCGGCGGGAUGAGAAAGUUGGAGUGAGAGAAAGAUGGAAUGGGUGGCCACAAGUCAGAGUGGGUGGGUGGGGGAAGGGUGGGGGGGUCGAAGGAGAAAGUGGAUAGAGUGAGGUAAAUAGGGAUAUUCAGAGGCGGUGGAGAAAAAAAAUCGAAAUCAGUAACGAGCAGGGUGUAAAAAAUAAAUAAUGAAAAAUACUGAAGGGCAAAUGAUUGCUUUAGGGAUGUCGUAGGAGCUUUGCUUGUGAGUGCAGGCUGCAGUCAUGUAUCUCGAACAGAACCGUUUUGCAAUUUUCUUUUCAUUUACUCUGCCGUGUGGAAAGAGGAAGAGCUCCAGUCUUUGCAAAAAAAACGAUGAUGAAGAUCCUCCUGCUUAAGAGCGGCAAAAACCUCCUUGUACAAUUCCUUCCUUUCGGGCGAAAGCGUAAUUGCACUGCUGUUGAUCACACAUUAACUCUUUAGGUGAUAAGAGUUAAUGUGUUGAAUUGUUUUGGUGUCAUUUUUUUUUCCCUGUUCCUUAAUGAUAAGCAUAAGCCCAGCAUAACGUAUGUGGGAAAGGUUAUUAUAAUUUUUGGCACCGCUCAAGCACUUUGCACUUCUAUUACUGCACUUUUGGAUUUCUUUGUCAUUAAAUGGCUUUAAAAAAUAUUAUUUACCCA
Molecule: messenger RNA, 1676 nt
Organism: Fundulus heteroclitus (mummichog)
Lineage: Eukaryota; Metazoa; Chordata; Actinopteri; Cyprinodontiformes; Fundulidae
Product: immunoglobulin domain-containing protein
Exons: 7
Coding region: 92-1006 (304 amino acids)
Cellular component (GO): plasma membrane
Source: RefSeq, a predicted model, not a curated record